GUCAUCAUACAUCAAAGAAGGCCAGAGAUGGGCAUAUUUUGAUGAAGUAUAUUGUAUGCAGUAGAGCUGGUUUUAAGAAUAAUGUUUGUCCUCCUAUUUCGGAUACCAAUGUUGCUGGUUCUGAAGGUUGCCCAACAAAAAGGAAAAGAGUGUCUAAUAGGACGGAUACCAAUGUUGCUGGUUCUGAAGGUUGCCCAUCAAAUAGGAAAAGAGUAUCUAAUAGGAUUGGAUGUAAAGCCAUGUAAACUCUGAAAUAUUCUGGAUUUAAAGGGUACUCAGUUUUUGCAUUUGAACAACGCCACAAUCAUUCGAUGUGCUCUGAAUUAUCCAAACAAUUUCUAAAGGAACCAAGAGAUGUCUUCUGCUUUCUUUUUUGACUAUGAUGUGGAUGAUAGUGACCAGUUAACAAGGUUGUUUUGGGCUGAUCCUAUUUGCCGCAAGAAUUAUGCAUUGUUUGGUGACGUUGUUUCAUUUGAUGCUACCUAUGGAACAAAUAGGUACAAUAUGGUGUUUGGACCUUUUACGGGCGUUGAUAAUCACAGAAAGUGUGUCACUUUUGGAGCUGGAUUAUUAUUGAAGGAGGAUGUGGAGUCAUACAUUUGGCUUUUUACUCGUUUUAUAAAUGCUAUGGGACAUCAACCAACAUGCAUUAUUACUGAUCAAGAUCCAGCGAUGCGUGUUGCCAUUGAGAAGUUUGGAGCCAUUACCUUGAACCAUCUCAAUUUGAAGAAAAGUGGAUCUCUCUCAUGAACGAAUACGAAUUGACAAAACAUGAUUGGUUUGUCCAUAUGUUUGAGUUGCGCUAUUGGUGGAUACCUUCUUAUUUUAGAGAUCUAUUUAUAGCUGGAUUACUUCGUACAACAUCACGGUCUGGAUUACUAACCCACAUUUCAGUUUAAUAGAAUUUUUAAUGCAAUUUGAGAGUGCAAUGGAUGCACAAAGGCAUGCACAAGAUAAAUUGAAUUCAGAGUCUGAGUCCUACCUUCCAGUUUUGAAUACUCCUUUAUCUAUGGAGAAGGAUGCGUCUGAUGUAUUCACACUCUCUGUCUUUUAUGAUAUUCAGUCGGAAUUAGAGAUGGACUCGGGCCAGGUGGCCCGACCCGGAUCCGGCCCGGGACCGGUACUGUUCCGGCCCGGCCCGACCCGGUGGCCCGGUCAGUGACCGGUCCG
Cuscuta europaea is the source of this 1170-nucleotide messenger RNA. The record is from the annotation of a GenBank genome assembly. NCBI's taxonomy places the organism in Eukaryota, Viridiplantae, Streptophyta, Magnoliopsida, Solanales, Convolvulaceae.